AUGGCCGCAAAUGAUACACUCCAUCAACAGCAACAACAGUGUAUUCGGCCGAUCGUUGGUACACCAGGACCACACCAAUACAGCGCUACCCCAGUCGCAGCCACACAGGGUGCCUCUCACCAGACAGGAGUAGAAGGGCCUCAUCGCGGUGCCCAAGUCCCCGCUGUGAAUGUGCAAGCCGCGCGAGAACAGCCGGGUACUCAGCAAGAGCAGUGGCUCAUCAGUGCGCAUCCAGACCUUCAAGGAAAGGCCGUAACGAUAAUUCCAGCCAUUCCCGCGAAGCAGGGCACUAUCGGAUCUGCCGUCGAUUAUAAAGAUGAGAUGCUCGUACCACGCGAUGUGUGGCGCCUACGCUCCCUGCCUUCCUACAAGCGUUAUAUCGCAUACCGCCAAAUGGCAGAGCUAGGACGUCAGAUGAGCGAGUAUGACCAAACUAGCAAAGAAAAUCAGUCGCUAUGGAAGCGUAUCACAGCCUUCGAAGCGAGCUUGAUUGAGGCCGAGGUGGAGUUUGCGAAUGGACUCAAGCAAGAUACAGCUGAAACUAGGGCGAGGUGGGACCGGAUCGUAGCGGCUCAGGCAGUUGGGACUCUAGUCGACCAGGAUAUGGUAGCUGCGUAUGACCAGUAUUGCGGCGUUGCAUCUGCGACGUCCCCGGUGGAUGUGGCAGACACGACCCAACUGCCCAUAUCUGAUCAAGUUCAAGCAGGGCAGAUAUCACCACCACAGCCCCAGACUCCUAGAACUCUUGCGCCCACCAUUACUUCGUCAGUACCGGUAGAGACCAUCAGACCAGACCAGGUAACACAUCCCCUAGACAAGGUCUCAGUUCCGCCAUACCCCGGCGAGCUCGAGGACUUCACCCCGCACGAAGUCACCGGUAUGUACAAAUGCAACCACCAGUAUGAAACCGGGGCCUGCUGCAUAGAAGGAGUCACAAAGGAAAGAAAGAGAGCCUCAAUCUCUAGGGAUAAGUCAGCGUGGAAACGAAAGGUAGAAUACUUGGUCAAGAAGGGCGACUUGCAUGAAAGCCACAUGACAUGGAAGAAGGAACAGUCACCCAAUAAGGGGAAAGAUGAGAAGAUGAAGAAUGUGGAGAAAGAGCGACUGCGGGAUGAAAAGAAGGCGGAUGCCACCGCGAAGAAGGGAGCGAGAAAGGAACGGAGUAAAAAAUGGCGCGAGCAACCACGCGAUGCGACUGAUGCAGGAGCUACAACUGGACCUAUCGUGGCACCAAACCCGCUCGAGCAGAACUACUCGUCAGCCUCUGAAAUUGAUUCCGAACUUUCUCCAGAAGAAGAGGCCGCCGCCGCUGAGACUGCAGUUCAAGAAAAGAUUGCAAGAGCGCUCAAAGACUACGAGCGAAGAUUCAAGUACUGUAGGCGUCUUGAGAAAGUGAAGAAGUGGCCUAAUUGGCCACGCUUCAAUGAGUAUUGGGAGGUCAAACAUCUUGAGGCUCAGGGUUUCAAGCUCUCGCCAGAGCAGAUAAUCAUCUCGAAGGGUGAUGAACCGUCUGGAAUUCCGGACAAGAACCCCGCGUUUGUGAAGAAGAAGGCUGAGGAGAUGGUGCCGGCGCUGGGUCAGGAACCAGUAGACGCGGAAGAGAGCGUUGAGAUAGACGACUCGAAUUUGGAUGAAUUGUUCGAGGAUGCGGAGCAAAACAUCGAGCAAGAUGCUUCGGGAUUGGACGAUCUAUUUGAAGAUGAUGGUUCAGAGUAG
Molecule: messenger RNA, 1716 nt
Organism: Alternaria conjuncta
Lineage: Eukaryota; Fungi; Ascomycota; Dothideomycetes; Pleosporales; Pleosporaceae
Exons: 1
Coding region: 1-1716 (571 amino acids)
Source: RefSeq, a predicted model, not a curated record